Messenger RNA from Triticum aestivum (bread wheat), 1444 nucleotides. Its product is annotated as mitochondrial metalloendopeptidase OMA1-like. Gene Ontology annotation, molecular function: metalloendopeptidase activity. The transcript is spliced from 3 exons. Gene Ontology annotation, cellular component: membrane. The record is from RefSeq and is a predicted model, not a curated record. Lineage: Eukaryota; Viridiplantae; Streptophyta; Magnoliopsida; Poales; Poaceae. Bases 20 to 1279 code for a protein of 419 amino acids.
CCAAGCCCAGCCCUCCCGUAUGGAUCAAACGGCGGCGCUCCCGAUCGUUGACAUCCUCAUCGGCCUCCUUGGCAACAAGCCCGCCGCCUUCCGCGCCCCAGGCCACAAGAAGCCUGCCGCCGUCCGCCUCCCACGGCGCUUGGCGGCCCUAGGGGAGAAGAUACACGGACUCUUCUUCCACAGUGUUCAGCCUGCCGUCCGUCGACCGUCUUCUCUGGUGAUAAUAGCGCCGCCGCCGCUCCAGCUCCCCCUCCCGCUCCCCUCCCCGAAGCUACCGGAGGUGUUGGGGUCCAUCCAAGGGCUCUUCAUCCCUGGCGUUUGGCGACGGUCCCCUCAACCGCAGGCGACUGAAGCUCAAGCUCAACCUUCCCAGAAGGAGAUACUGGAAUCCAUCCAGAAACUCCUCCGCCACGUCAAGCCUGCCGUCUGCCGACCGCUCGCGCUGCCGUUGGCGGCCCACAUCGCCGGCAGCCCCGCUGCGACGGCGGCCCUCGUCGUCGGCAGCGCGGCAAUGGCUGUCUGCCAAAGAUACCGACUCGAGGUCGUGCCGUACAGUAACCGCGUCCACAUAGUCUUCCACCCCCCAGAUUACGAUCGCGAGCUCGACGAGUUCGAGUUCGCCCAUUUCAAGAAGACGAACGCCCGUAGGAUCCUCCGCCCGCGCCACUACCAGAGCGCACGCGUCCGGCGGCUCACCUCGGAGAUCGUCGGCGCCAUCGACCGCGGCCUUGCCAUCAAGAGCAAGCAGGGGAUGGCGCGCAUAGUGCGGCCACACACGAGGCAUCUCGACAAGCUCAACUGGGAGGUCGUCGUUACCAAGAAUAGGGAAUGCAAUGCGUACGUCCAUCCCGGUGGCGGCAAGAUCGUGGUCUUCGACGGGUUGCUUGAACGCUUCGAGACUGAUGAAGAGAUUGCCUACCUUAUUGCGCACGAGGUCGGGCAUGUUGUCCAGAGAUGCAACUCCGAGUGGCUAUCCAUACCAUCCCCGAGGCUAGAGAGUGAGGCAGACUACAUUGGAAUCAUGCUGCUUGCUGCGGCUGGUUUUGAUCCGCAAGUUGCCCCAAAGUUCUUUGAGAAGUUUGCAGACAUCGAAAGAAAUUCAGGAUGGCGGUUUAACUAUGACUACCGAUGCCCUAUUCAUCCUCCAAGUAAGAAAAGGUCGCAGCUUUUAUCACAACCCGCGGUUAUGGGGGAGGCGAUGCAGUUAUAUAGACAAGUCACGGCCAAACAAGGACAGGAGAAGAUUUCGUCUAACAGUGGAACUUUGUCGCUUGCAUAGACUGAUAGACAUGGUAUCGAUGAUUAUGUCUAUGUGGACUAUGAUCUAUGUCAAAACUACGGUGUUGAAUAUAAAUUCAAUACCAAGUACUCCCUCUAUAAAGAAAUAUAAAAUCGUUUAAAUCACGAACGAUCUUAUAUUUCUUUACAGAGGUGGACUGCGCAA